UCAUCGCAUCGCCUCUGCCUUGAUUGAAUAAAAUUUUGUCAUGUAAUAAUUUGAUUAUAUAAAUUAUAAAUUUGUGAAUCAUCAUUUUCAUGCAUUUAGCUAGAAAUAUUCUAAAAUCAUUACUUAUCAAUCGAUAAAAAAUUCAUCAUUCUAGUUUGGUAAAUCACUUCUGAUAAUGAGAAUUUUCCCUUCUUCAUCGCCAUUCGAUUCAGAUGUUGAAAAAGUGACUCCUGAAGAAGACAAAGGUGACGAUUGGGCUAAAAUAUUGGACAUAUGUGAUAAAGUUGGCCAGAAUCACGGUAAUGCCAAAGACUGUCUGAAAUCGAUCGUAAAACGAUUGAAUAAUCCUAAUCCUCACGUCGUACUGAAAGCUAUCACGUUGCUGGACGCUUGUGUGAAGAAUUGUGCCAAAGUUUUCCUAUUGGAAGUAGCAUCGAGGGAUUUCGAAACCGAAUACAGGAAGUUACUAAAAAAGUACUCGCAAACUCAACCUAAGAUCGCUGAUAGGUUGAAAUUAAUGCUGAAAAAGUGGGCAGAAAAUGAUUUUAAAUCUGAUUCUCAACUAAGUUUAAUACCGUCGGUUUACGCAAAGUUGAAACAAGAAGGCGUUGAUUUUCCGACUAAUCAAGAAAUGAAGAGCGCUACUUCUCAAAUGCCAAAAGAUCCAAAUGCGGUUACUUCUCAACAAGAGGUCGACGAUAUAGCUAAAGCUAUUGAAUUAAGUCUUCAAGAAACUAGCAACAAAUCGAGCGGUCAAAGUAGUCUUUAUCCUACAGCGAACACAUUAUCGUCUAGUUUUUCAAAUCGUACUUUCACAAAUAGCGCGUUAAAACCGUCUAAACAAAAAGUUCGAGCUUUAUACGAUUUCGAAGCUGCUGAAGAUAACGAAUUGACUUUCUACGCCGGAGAAAUAAUUGAAGUUUUAGAUGAUUCCGAUAAAAAUUGGUGGAAAGGGGUGAAUAAAAGAGGAGAAGGAUUAUUCCCUGCUAAUUUCGUCACAUCCGAUUUAUCUUCGUCGUCUGAAACGAAUUCCGAAAGUGAAAGUAACGAUGUCACGGUCAGAAAAGCUCGAGUUCAUUUCAGUGAUACAGUCGCCACCAGCUCAGGGCAUGAUUUUAAACGAGAAGAAGCUGUUAUUAACGAACAAAAAAUCGACAGAUUGUUGCAUUUAUUGCACGAGGCUAAUCCUACUGAUGAAAGCGCCGAUACCGAAGAAAUGCUUGUUCUAGAAGAAGAAGUAAACGCCAUGGGUCCAUUAAUCGACGCAGAAUUGGAAAAAGUCGACCGGAAACAUGCUCAGUUAACGCAGCUUAGUUCGAAUUUAGUCGACGCGCUUAAUUUAUACCAUUCCUUGAUGCGAGAACCAUUUCAUACUUUACCUUCGGCAGUUAAAGGUCCUUACAUGAUGCAGCCUAUGCCUGUACAUGGUGUACCGCAUCCGCAUCAAAUGAUGUACAACGGCGGUAUGAACGGCCCACCGUAUUCGAUGCCUCCUAAUGCGAUGUUAAAUGAUCAUUUUCCGCCACCUAAUACUCUACCUUCUGCUUCCAACAUGCCUCCUGGUUCCGUUCAUCAACCUCCUCCUCAUCUUUUCGCUCCAAUUCAGUCGGAUGGUAAUUUCCAUCAUCAGAACAUGAUGCCAAAUCCUGGACCGCCUAACCAUCCAUAUCAGAGUAUGCCUCCUAACAUGGUUCCACUUCAAUAUCAAAUGCCACCCGGGUCGAUUCCUCAGCAACAGAUGCCUCCUCCGAAUAUGUACCAACAUCAACAAAUGCCACAUUCGGUACCUUCGCACGAUACGUCAACAUCUAAUCUACAAAAUCAUUGAUAUGUUUAGUGAUAUUUGUACAUUGUUUUAUAAUUAUGACCAUGUUGUGUACACGAGCAUUAUGUCAAAGUUUAAAUGAAAAAAAUCGAUGUAUAUUUUAAUUAUUAGACAAUUUAUCGCUAAAUUAUUCGUCUCGCGUAUAUUUUCUUUCCCUCUUUGUAGCCCAACUUUUUUUCUUUUUUUGUAUAAUUCUGUACUCGCUUCGAGGUAUUUUUUAUUCCCCUUACGCUACGUUACGUUUAUUUGAAUAGCUUUCGAAAGCUCAGUUUAUGAUUUCGUGUAAUUUUUCUGCGCGUAUUUUUCAAUUUUUUUUAUUCAUUUUUAAUUCCGCAGUAAGUAAGGUAUGCUUCAUAGUAGAAGGUCAAAGUCCGAAUGUGUUUUCGGUUGUGAUUGUCUUUCAUGUAAACGAUUGUGCUUUUUUAAAUAUAUUCCUAUAAUGUUGAAGUUGAUGUAGCUUGUUCAGCACCGAUGAUAAUGAUGUCGUUGAUUACUGUAACCAAACAGGCAUAGAUGUAUUUUUCGUCAUAUUACCGAUAUUGUUUAUUAUGUUAUUUUACCUAUGAUUAUUUUUUAUCUAUCUACAUGUAUAUUCACCCAUUAUUAUCUAAAGUGUAAUAUGAUUUAAAAUAUAUCAAUUCAUGUUUGAGUAA
Messenger RNA from Planococcus citri (citrus mealybug), 2478 nucleotides. It is a transcript of the gene Stam, whose product is annotated as signal transducing adaptor molecule. The transcript is spliced from 10 exons. Gene Ontology annotation, molecular function: ubiquitin binding; phosphatidylinositol binding. NCBI's taxonomy places the organism in Eukaryota, Metazoa, Arthropoda, Insecta, Hemiptera, Pseudococcidae. The record is from RefSeq and is a predicted model, not a curated record. The coding region runs from base 176 to 1828 and encodes 550 amino acids. Gene Ontology annotation, biological process: protein transport to vacuole involved in ubiquitin-dependent protein catabolic process via the multivesicular body sorting pathway. Gene Ontology annotation, cellular component: ESCRT-0 complex.